AUAUAUAACUUCCUCAUUCCUGAAGAGAAAAGCGUAAAACCAUUUCCUUCAAGCAAAGAACUCUAUUUGACCCACAGCGGCAAAUAAACCAGGUAGCCUCAACCAGCAGUAAAUAAACAAAGAUAAAGGAAGGGUAUUCCCCUCAAAGCUAGGAAGAAACAUCCAGGACUGAUAGAAAGGGAGAUGAGGAAAGGCUACUUGUUAUGGUUCUUCACCUUGCUGUGUUCUCAAUUAUUCCUGUGUAGCUUGUCUCUUGAUGAAGUUCCUACACUCCAAAAUAAAGAUCCCAAGAUCAAAAAACUUCCGCCAGUAGCCCAAGAAAAACAGGGAACAUAUAGCAGUGGCAAUUUCAGUCUCCAUACUUAUGGUGGUGCAAAGGAUCACACCACCGAUACAGAGAUGGCACAGAGAGGGAGGGGAACCUAUGGCGGUGCAAAUGUAGUCCAUCGAAGGCCUGGUGAGAAGGCUGCAGCAUCAGUCCUAGAAAGCCCGUUUGGCUUAUUUUUGCUUCUUAUUUUACCUCAUCUCGUUGCCUAAAUGCUCCCUGGAGUAUAACCACAGAAGUUUCCACCACUUCUCUGUCUUCAGCUAUUUAUGAUUUGGACUACUAAGUUUCUUCCUUGAGCAGACUGUCGCAUGAGCUCUUAAUUUUGGCUCAUCUCCAAUUUUUUCAUAUGAAUGUUGGUUAUGCCA
Messenger RNA from Coffea eugenioides, 693 nucleotides. RefSeq lists its product as uncharacterized. The transcript has 2 exons. Bases 184 to 537 code for a protein of 117 amino acids. NCBI's taxonomy places the organism in Eukaryota, Viridiplantae, Streptophyta, Magnoliopsida, Gentianales, Rubiaceae. The record is from RefSeq and is a predicted model, not a curated record.